Messenger RNA from Phaeodactylum tricornutum CCAP 1055/1, 954 nucleotides. RefSeq lists its product with no specific name. The record is from RefSeq and is a predicted model, not a curated record. The coding region runs from base 1 to 954 and encodes 317 amino acids. NCBI's taxonomy places the organism in Eukaryota, Bacillariophyta, Bacillariophyceae, Surirellales, Neidiaceae. The transcript has 2 exons.
AUGUUGUCGCUACAGCACGACGCUGUGGUUGCUGCACACGGGCGUCUGCGCGACAAAAACCCCAUUACCCUGUCGCCAUGGAACGGAGCGGUGGUUGGUUUGCACAAUGCGGGUACACGAAUGAGGUUUGCAACCAAAUCAUGGUCGAUUCUUGGGAGGAAAGGUCUAAAUUUUCAUUCCUUGUUGCACCCGUUGCGAGCGCAAACGCGAGCAUUUUUUGCUAGCGUUCCUUGCAGAAGUGCUACACACUACAUUGACGAAUGGUUUGCCGAAACCAUCAAGCCAAAAAGCUUUUACCAGAAGCACAGCAAAGCAACGUCAAGCAACAACCGUUGCUAUUUUUAUUCAGUCGAUCUGCAAGGUCGCUUAUUUUUGGAAGAAACCCUGCCCAAGAACAUUGCCACAUCCAUCAAGGAUACCAAGUUUCUGGACUUUUUCUUUCGGCGUGUCCGUCGCAUCAGUCCAGAGCAGGCUACUUUUCUGCAUGAGCGAAAUAUUUCCUGGAAGGAAUACCCGUUUGUCAGCGUUUGUGGUGUAGAAAAGAACUUUAUUCGGCCGGCGGCCACUCCAAUCGUCUUUCACAGCUUGAUUUCCGACGACUCUGAAUUGUCAUUUGCGGGAAACCUUGUGGAGCCGUUCAACGUGGAAAACUUGGCUAUUUCGCCUAAAAGUGGUCGCCUGUAUCACCGUUUAACCAAGCCAGUUCCGAAGUCUAAGACAAGUCAAGUGCUCUGCUUAGAGUAUGCGUUGAUUAGGUCGGCAGUAGCCGUCCAACUCUCAGAAAUCAUGGAACCUCUGGAAGAAGAGGAACACAUUUCCGACAGUGAUUCGAAAUCAUAUUCAGGUCUACAGAUACAACUUGGAAAGGGCGGCUACCAACGGAUACCAUGGCUGCCAGUAGAAUAUGAACCAGGAGACUGGGCCAUGCCAUUCCAAGCGGAUGUAUCUCAAUAG